ACAGUUAAUAGGGGCUCGAGUCUUUAAUUCUUAAGUCGACCGGCCGGGUCGUCACAAUCCUAAAUUUGCUGUAGAUCCCCGGAAUGUACGGCUAGGCCUAGCUAUUGAUGGUUUCAAUCCUUUUGGAGCAAUGGCAACAAACUAUAGUAUUUUGCCUAUGGUUCUUAUUCCAUACAAUCGUCCUCCUUGAGAGUUCAUGAAACAAACUUCAUUUAUUCUUUCAAUGAUCAUUCCAGGAAAACAAAUGCCCGGCAAUGACAUAGACGUGUACUUACAACCUCUUAUCCAAGAGUUGAGAGAAUUGUGGUACGAUGGAGUGCAGACAUUAGACUCUUCAAAGAAUAAAAUUUUUAAAAUGUGAGCAGCCUUGCGUGGACGAUUAGUGAUUUUCCUGGGCUUGGCAAAUUAUCUGGAUGGAACACAUACACUCAGUUUGCUUGUCCCACGUGUAACUUUGAAAUAGACUCUUGCAGGUUAAAGCAUAGUAAAAAAUGGUGUUUCAUGGGUCAUCGUCGUUUUCUUGAAAGAGACCAUCGGUUUAGAAUGCAGCGUAUCCGUUUUAAUGGGAAAAUCGAGCAACGGGAGCCAUCAAUAGAAUUAUCAGGGUCAGACAUCUUGAAACAAAUAGAGUGAAUCAAUGCCAAUUUUGGGAAAGUACCUAAGUCGAAUGCCAAAGGUAAAAGAACUCAAGGAAAAACUAUUGCUGAAGAUAGACCGAAAUAGUGGAGAAAGAGAAGCAUAUUUUUUGAUCUUCCUUAUCGGGAAUCUAACUUGUUGCAUCAUAAUCUAGACCUUAUGCACAUUGAGAAGAAUGUGUGUGAGAAUGUGAUAUAUACUUUUCUCAAUGAUAGCGAAAAGUCAAAAGACAAUCUUAAAGCUCGCAAUAAUUUUAAAGAAGUGGGUAUAAGGAAAGAACUUUGGGCAGAUGAGAAUGGAAGCUAUCGUCUAGCCUUGUUCACUCUUUUAAAUUCAAAGAGAAGUGGAUUUAAGAAAGACAUAUUUUUGCGGACUUUAAAGAAUGUCAAAAUGCCUGAUGGAUACGCUAGCAACAUUUCAAGAUGCGUCGACUUGAAACAACAAAAGCUCAAGUCAAUGAAGAGUCAUGAUUUUCACAUUCUCAUGCAGCACUUGUUACCAAUUGCCAUACGUAGUAUUUUACCAUACAAGGUGACUGUAGUAUUAAUAGAGUUGAGUUCGUUCUUCCGUCAACUCUGUUCCAAAAGCUUAAGUCCCUUAGACUUUGACAGGCUCCAGUCUCGAUAUUUUAUCACCAUGAAUCACCUGGAAAUGUUAUUCCCUCCUACAUUCUUUACAAUCAUGGUUCAUUUAACUGGUCAUCUAGCUGGUGAAGCAAAACUUGGGGGACCUCAACAGUGUCGGUGGAUGUAUCCUAUCGAGAGGUAUUUGGGACACUUCAAAUCCUAUGUGCGAAACAUGUCACAACCAGAAGGUUCUGUAGCUGAAGGAUAUCUAGCUAAAGAGGCUCUUACUUUUUGUUCCCAGUAUAUUGAAGGGAUUGAGACAAGAUUUAAUAGGCCACACCGUGUUGACGAUUUUCUGGAGAAUAGAGGCUCGGCGAAUUUAUCUAGUAUUUUCCCACCAGUUGGUAAAUGACUAGGAGCUAUAACAUUUGAGUUGUCACCUAUGGCAAAACGUCAAGCAUAUCGAUAUGUGUUACUAAAUUGUCCA
This is a messenger RNA of Nicotiana tabacum (common tobacco), 1689 nucleotides long. NCBI's taxonomy places the organism in Eukaryota, Viridiplantae, Streptophyta, Magnoliopsida, Solanales, Solanaceae. The record is from RefSeq and is a predicted model, not a curated record.